UGGAUACAAUAUGGCGUUUAGAUAUGCAAUUUAUAUGUUUUUCAAAUACGAAGAAAUAUACAAAGAACUUUGUGAACAAAAACAGCUGUGUUUUACUAAUUAAGUUUGGACAAUUCUGCAAAAUGUUACGAAGGGUACAAGCAAAAAUUGAUAAGAAAAGGUUUGUGUUGGAAUAUCAUCAUCAAUUUCCAACGGUUUUAACAUGUAAAAAUUGUGAAAAAUUCUGCCAUCCGCCAUUCUAUAUGUGUAAAAACCUUCAUAUGUAUUGUGCUAUGUGCGGAUUGAAACGAAGUAUCUGCUUGAAGUGCCAAUGUUUCGUCUACAAGAAUAAUAUGAAAUUGUUGAGAACAAUGUAUGAAAACGUCAACUUCCCUUGUGAGAACAGGUUACUUGGUUGCAGCGUCGUAGCCAAGGGGUCUUGCGUAGCAAAACAUCAGAAAAGUUGCAGCUACACCAUAAUCACCUGUCCUGUGCCCUUAUGCUCUUUCUCAUAUCCUGUGCAAAAUAUUUUCGAUCAUUUCGAGGCAGAACAUUCGACAUUUGUAUAUCCCGACAACGUAUACCAAAAGAGGAUUUUCUUCAGUGAUCUUAUGUCGGAGUGUAUUAUAUUGAAAAACAUUAUACAGCAUUUUGGUAUGGUUUUUCUCGUGAGAAUUUUCGUAAGCCUCACACAGAAUUUUAUUAGAUAUGUUUCUGUGAAUAUAGGACCAUUCAAGGACGUUGAAAAAUAUGCUGCUGUAAUCUUUUUCGAGCAGUUAGAGGACAAAGCCUGGGCUUUGGUAACUGGAUGCAAUUACAUUAAGAAUGGCAUAAUACCGGAUUCUAAAUUUGCUCGUAAAAACAUUUCGGAACUGAAAAUGCAUGAGGAUUUUUAUUUUGCACAUGAGGUGGGAAUUUCAAGAAAAUUUGACUGAGUAG
Molecule: messenger RNA, 918 nt
Organism: Harmonia axyridis
Lineage: Eukaryota; Metazoa; Arthropoda; Insecta; Coleoptera; Coccinellidae
Product: putative E3 ubiquitin-protein ligase SINA-like 9
Exons: 2
Coding region: 24-914 (296 amino acids)
Molecular function (GO): zinc ion binding
Source: RefSeq, a predicted model, not a curated record